Trametes versicolor FP-101664 SS1 is the source of this 1281-nucleotide messenger RNA. RefSeq lists its product as uncharacterized. The transcript has 4 exons. Lineage: Eukaryota; Fungi; Basidiomycota; Agaricomycetes; Polyporales; Polyporaceae. The coding region runs from base 1 to 1281 and encodes 426 amino acids. The record is from RefSeq and is a predicted model, not a curated record.
AUGCCUCCCACCCUCGAGAUACUGUGCGACAUUCCUUGGGAUCUCUACCCAGGCAGAUGUGCAGGCUUUGAGGAGUACAUCACUCUCAAAGAACAAAUCUGCUACGACUACCGCCACCCGCCCAACUACAGGCAACUGUACAUCGAGGGUCAGCGCUCGGUCAGGGAGAACUUUCCGGGUCGUUUGAAGUACGGUAUACGCGUUGAUGAUGGCCCACUCAUGCUUGAGUACUGCCUCAGAGCUCUAUCCGUAUGCCACCCUCUCAUGUCCUUGAAGGACGUCGACCCCCUGACCAUCUGUCACCGACUCGCCGGGGGCGAUCAGACGCCUCCAGAAACCGAAGAAGAAUACGCCAACUUCCGAAUUCCAGAAAUCCGAAACCUAACGCCACGGCUGCGUCUACAAGGCCUCGCCUGCUUUGCGCACAUGAAGUUCUGGGCUGACGAGCGGACGCCGCAGUGCUAUACGCACCUCGUCGAAAGCGACAGCCCGAUGUGGGACGCGUGUAACGCGGCCGACAUCUGCGUUGGGCUCGGCUUCGUCCCGCCCAUCACGCUCCGGAUCGCGGGCUGGAUGGCGACGACAAAGGCGCGUUUCGGCGUCGACGCGCGCCGCGCCGACAGGUUCAAGGACCUGCACUUCCUCUGGACCACGCACGCGAACUACCUUUCGCGCCUCCAGCUCCGGGAGGACUCGCGGCUGAGGAAAGUGGCGAAGGCGCCCCAUCUGUACCGGUGCGCCAAUGACGGCUGCAAGAUACAAGCGACUAACAGAAACGCGCUGCGGCGAUGCGGUGGACGCUGUCCACUGGAGCGGAAGCCCCACUAUUGCAGCGAGUUCUGCCAACGACAGCAUUGGAUGAUUCAUCGCGAAUUCUGCAAAUCGGACACCACUACCGACCACACCGACAUUAUCGACGACGACGGAAGCGUAGACUGGGUUGACGUUGACGAAUUCAAACUGCCUGCCAUUGUUAACGACAAAAAACUGUGGGAGCAAAAAUGGCCCCUCUUCGCCGACAGUGAGGGGCCCGAGAUCUUCAUUGACGUCCCGAACGACAGCCCAUUCCGGAAAGGCGAGGUCGUACGCCUCAAGACGCGGACACUCAGCCCCGAAUGCUUGAAGGACUAUCGUAGCCUGUGGGCACCCGUCAAGAACUCCGCGAAGUCAAAGACAAGGAAGCACGUCGAGAAAUUGAUGGACGAAUCGCCGCACAAUAUGGGUUUCCCUCCGGAUGAUGUGAUGGAUUUGCUUAAGGGGGCUCAACUGAAGCCUUGGUAA